Molecule: messenger RNA, 6098 nt
Organism: Nezara viridula (southern green stink bug)
Lineage: Eukaryota; Metazoa; Arthropoda; Insecta; Hemiptera; Pentatomidae
Source: the annotation of a GenBank genome assembly
UUCUGUCUUUGUUAUCAACUGGCCUCGAAAAAUGGAAGCGCACUAGAAGUGAAUCUAGAAAGUACCAAAUUUAAUAUAGUAUGAUGGAAUUUCUGUAAGAUUAAUAAUGUUUUAGAAAUAACAAGUUCUUUCCCUUCAAACUGUUUUAUGACGGCAAGAGAUGGCCUCCAAAGAUGUCACAGUUUAUUUAAGUAACAUUAAUGUAGAUGAACCAGUUGACAGAUCAGAACAACAGUCAAGUGUACCCGACUCAUUGGAAAGAGUCCAGUUUACAAUGGAAGCUACUGAAAGAGGCCCUCCACCAACAUAUGAAGAAGCGAUGGACCCAUCCAGAGCUCCUCCACCUUCAUAUGAAUCAGUGAUAGGCAGAGUUAGAGAAGUACACAAACAGUCUUCUGGAACUAUAGAUUUUCUAAAAAAGCUAAUUAUUCUACUUGUUGGUACUAUUGGCUGUACCAUAGCAAUCGGUGUCAUGAUAUUUGUACCAGUAGCAAUGUUCCUCAUUGGAUUACAUUAUUUAAAUGAAUGCCCAGUUAACGUCUUUAUUCCAAUUUAUUUGCUUGUUGGAGGUUUUGUUGGUGUUCUCAAGCAAAUUUUGCAAAUAUUACACAGAAUAAAACGUGCUCGGAAUAGAAAUGAUAAUGAAGAAGAACCUAAAUCUUCCUUUCAAUCAGUAAUUACCUGCUUCAUGCUAUCUUGGUUUUUUUUAGGAACUUAUUGGGUCUAUAAAGAAUAUAAACCAAACUACGAUCCUCGCGAGGGUCCUUACUGUAACAAAAUAGUGUAUCUUUUUGCUUUUUGGCAAAUUACUGUUGUAUAUAUAACUCUUAGUUUACUUACUUUUUGUUUGUGUUCAAUUAGUUUAUGUGUUAUAACAUUUGCUCACUCUCAGAUGCGCAUGAAUAGGCUAGAUCAUACUUCAUCCCCAUAAAUUUAAGAUUGAUAAUUGUGAUUAAUGUGAAAUUACAUGAACAUUAAAAUAUAUGUAUAUACAUUUUAGUUGUUUUUCUUAAUUGAAGAAACUUUACUGCAGUUCUUUCUCAUAUCUAUCUAGGUACUGUAUAUAAUUUUUUAAAUUAUUAUCUUAUCUUAACUCUGCUUCCUAUAUAAUAAAUAUAUAACAGCAAUAUUUGAUAAAUACAACUAUAAUAUCGAAUAUUUAUUUUUUUUUUAGAAAAAAAUUCAAGUUAGAAAAAUGUUGGUUAUUUCUGGUAUAUUUAUGUAUCCCGUAAAUUUUUGCAGCAUUCUUCCACAGCACCAGCAAUUUAGUUAUUUAUUGCUAGAUAUCUAUUAAAUAUAGAUGCCAUUUUCCUUUGAAUUCUGACAAUUUAACUACAAUCCUGUUCUAAAAUAAUUUAUAGCCUCCUUGUAAAAAAAUUUCAAUUCAUUAAAAAUGACGAGGAAAUUAAAAUUAAAAAAAAAAGUUAAAACUCUAUUAUGUGAAUUAUUAAACCAGGUGAUAUAUUUACAAAUAAAAUAGAAUAUUCUUUUUCUUCCUCCUCUGUCCUUCUGCAUGGCGAUGCCUCGACCCAAGCACAACCAGUUCCUUGCCAAUGCCUCCAGUAAAUCUAGCCGCUGCUUUCCUUUCUUCUCUCCUUCUGAGCCACACUAUCCAAACACGAUAUCCUUGUCCUACCUCUUGGUUGAUCUGGCUUCGACAAAAUUGGGUGAUCCACAAUAUCCGUUUGGUACACAUUUUCUAUCUAUCUGUAUUUAUUGAGUUCUUUCAACCUCUCUUCAUAUCCAAGCUUCCUGACUCCUUUCCAUCAAUUAUGCCUUUAUUUUUUUAUGCGAGGAUUUAAUAAUGUCUAUUAAUUCCACAGGAACGUUGUUUGCCUUCAGUGCAUUCUAUAUUUUGGUUCGUGGUACAGAAUCAAAAGAGGCCUAGAAGUCUUAAGAAAAGCUAGGUAUAGAUUUUUAUCUCGAUCCCAAGACUUCUCUAUAGUUGUCCUCAAAGAAAAUAUCUGAGUUUAUCUAAGGGAUCUGAGCGCGAUUUGCUCUUAUUUUUCCACUAUGACUUUGGGUCACUUCUCAAUGAUUGAUUUAUACAAUUUUGGGGCAAGCAAUAUUGGUCUUUUGUUGUUACAGAUGCUUUGGCUUCCAUUUUUAUGGAUUUGUAUGAUGACAUUAUUCUUACAAUCUUUUUCUUUUCUCGUCAUAUAUUUUCUGAAAUAAGCCCUGUAGCACUCAAUCACUCCACGUCCUCCGUUUUUAUCUUUUUCCAUAAAUCUUAUGUUUUCAUUAUAAUCAUUCUGUAGAUUUCUACCCCCAGCUCUUCUUUUUAGCCUUCUCACUACUAAUUUUUCUUUUUUUCUCUGUGGAAAUGUCAAUCUCUGUAUAGUUCCCAGGUUUGGUAAUUUUUGCUGUUUAGGUAUGUGUUCGAUGAGAUUUUCUUCUUUUGUACAGCUGUUUUCACAAGUUCAUUUUCCAUUGAAGUAAUAUUUCUUGCUGUCACAUAUCAUUGUUCCAACCUGCAAAAUCUUAUGUCUGACAUCUUUCACAUCUCAUCCAACAGUGCAACAAAGUUAAUUUUCUGUAGUUUUGUUCAAAGUUCUUUUUCAUACCUUUCUAGAAUUUGUGGAUUCUGAAACUAUGAAAUAUCAAUUCUUCUAUGUAAUAUUUUUGAUGUUUUCGUGGCUUAAGAAUUUCCGUAUCAGUUGCAAGCAUCAUUUGGUAUUAGAUGAUUUUCUUUGCUCUUAUGACCUUUAAAUCUAAAAAAAGUCUUCUGAUAUUUAUACUGUACAGAAAAUAUUCAAUAAUGCUAUUAGCAUUCCUUUUUUGGUCAUUGAAAGUAAUUAUUUUAUUUUUUUUUUGUGGGAAAAUAGGGUGUUCCCAAUCAGUAGGUUAAUGUCCAAGCAGAAAUCAAUCUGACCACUUGUAGUUUUUUGUUUCUUCACCACCAUAUUUUUCUAUUACCCCAUGAGGUCAGCUGAAAUCAUUUUCUGUUCUUGUGUUAAGGUCACCCGUUAUAAUUAUCUUCCUAUUCUCAUUCCUUGCCCUUAAUAACUUCUCGUUCCAAUUUAGUAUAGAAUUGUUCCUUUUCAAGGGUGUCUGCAUCCUCAGCAGGGGUAUAUAUCUGGAUAAAAAUAAUUGCUUUGUUGUUAUUUUUACAAAUACAUAGUUACAAACCUAAAAGAUACAGUGUUCCAUUUUUCUUCCUUUGCGAAAAUAUUAUCCUUCAUGAUUAUUCCUACUCCUUCUUUAGAUGUGGUAUUCUUUACAUAUAUCAUAGUAUGGUUCUUGGGUAGUCUUAGCUCUCUGUCACCCGUUUUAUUCAUUUUGCUUAAGCCUAGGAUGUCCACAUAGUAGGCCUUCAUCUCCACUGAAAUCUCUUCUUUCUUCCACUUAAGUGUCUGUAUGUCCUGUGAUUUAGGGCUUGUCAAAUGUCAUAUGAAUGCAAUGGUGUAACUGUUAAAUUCAAUCCUGUCUGAGUCUUCUUAAUAAGCUUUGAAUCAGUUAAACUACUUUGCAGGUGAUUAGGAUCGGGACAACUGGUCUUUUGAAUAUUGAAUAUUUAUUCCCUCAGAUGAAGGGUGGCCAGGCUAUGCCCCUCUCCCGCACUGGGUACCUGUUGGUCCAUAAGACAGUGCUGAGCUCACUCAAAGGAUGCACUCUCUAGGAGUUUCAGGUUUCACCUAGAGAAAUAGAAUUUUAAUGUAAUAAUUAAUUGUAAACCACAUGAGUUUCUUAAUUAAUUCUUUUCAUCGAUGAUUCAAAUUUUCCACCCAUGUUUGCUCUCAAAAUAAUGGCAAUCACUCUUGAGUAAAGUGACUCUAUAUUUUUAGUUUUUUAUUUAAAAUUUAAAUUGGAAAGAUAAAUUUAAAACUACUCUUAGAUAUAAUUUUAUAGCAUUUCCGGUAAUAUCUUCCUAUAAUUUUUUUAGCAAAUAUGAAUAAAUGAAUAAUUUUAAGUAUAUAUACUUAUUUACACUAAAAUUUAUGAUAAAAUGAAUGUUUCUUUUCAUUUUUUAUUCAGAUAUGAUCAUUUCUAUGGUAAUGAGUUGUAAAAUUUAAGCACUGUUGAAUUUUUUGGAGGAUCUAUUUUUUUUUCAUUUUACAUCAUAUAUAUGAAACAAUAUGACGAAAUAAUAUAUGACUGAAAAUUAAAUAUUAUUUUUAAAGAGGUUUACUGUUACUGUGGUUAAUUUUAUUUAGACUGCUUAUUUCAUUUUUUUUUUUUUUAUUUAUACCAUUAUACCAAGCAUGGCCUUUAGCUAAUGUGGUCCAAUCUCUUGCCCUAAAGAGUUCUUCGUUUACACUUUCGGCUUAUAUUUUUCUGCAUAACAUUGAGUCAAAUUUUUGAGCUGAUUGCUUAUCAGUAAAAUUAUUUAUAUCUUGUAAAGUUUUUAAAUAAAAAAUUAUUGAAUACUCAAGCUAAGUUGUGAACUGUUACAUUAUCAAGAAACUUGUUAUUAGUUUUUUCCUCUAUUAUUUUUUUGAUAUCAUUUGUGAAAUCUCUGUUUUUUUUAUUAUAAAUUAGCAUUAUUGAUGAAUAUGCUGCAUAACUUAAAUUUUGAUUAAGUAUUGAUCUAAUUUUUUUUUCUCUUCCCCUUCAUUAAAAUUAUCCUUGUUAGUGGUUGUAUACUCGACAUGUUAUGUAAAGUAUGAAAUCAAAAGCUUCCAGUUUUUAUUUUAUUUUAUUUUUUUAUCUAAUAAUGAUCAAUUAAUUAAAGGUACUCGCUUUGGUGGUACAUAUACUAAAAUUAAUUAAAAGUUAUAAUGCACAAAUGAUCUAAAGGGGCCUUAUAUUGCUAAUAUAAUGCCAAUUAACUGAUUAAGUACAAUGGGUUACAGUGACAAAUGCUCAACUUCUAAAUUUUUAAACAUGAUUUUUAUUCAAUGUAAAUAAUUUAACGUGUUUGCAGAAUUUUUUUUUAUCAUAUAUUUUUAUGUUACUGUUAAUAUGUUUUGUCUUUGCUGUGAUUUACUUUACACAAUUUUUAAGAACUUACUCUCUUAAAGUUUUAUGUUAUUUUUCUUAAUGCAUAAUUAUUAUAUUUCCUCUCAUUUUGGAAAGAUAAGGAUGAUUUAAUCAGUCAUUUUCAUUUUUUUUUAGUUUUCACUUUUCUGUAAUUUGUUUGGAUUUGAUGAGUAUAAAUCCAAAACUAGUCUACUCCUGUUUAAAUUUUUUAAAUUAAAACAUUCUCAGUACUAUCUGCAUUAUCAUGAGGUGAAAUGAUUUCUUUUAAAUGGCAUGUGAUUUAACAACUGUUUUUGAAAUAAUUUUUUUUUUUCAUGAUAGAUUUAGCUUGAAAACUGUUUAUUUAAGACAGCAAAAAUUAAAAAAAACAACAACAAUAAUAAUGGAAAUAGAAUUGGCUGCUUUUGGAAUUAUAUACUUCAUCUAAUCUAAUAUGUAAUACCUAAAUAUUUAUUGUAAUAUUGUUGAAAUGUAUACAUUAUAUUUUGUUUCUUUCUUCAUUGUUGAGUGAUGCAAAUGAUUAUAUUAUUUGAUAUUCUGUAAUAAUAAAUGGCAACUUACAAAUAUAAUGUGAGAGAAGUAAUUAUACUUUGAAACAGGAGUCUAUAAAUUUGUUUUAUAGUGUAAAAUAAAUAUUCAUAAAAACAGUAACAUUCUGUAUUUACAUAUGUAUAUUCUAUGUGGUACUAAAGUAGUGUUUUCAUUAUUUAUUGCCCAUUAGUUAAGAAAAAUAAUAUGUUGAGAUUUCAAAAUCAAAAUUAAUCAGUUUUAUUAUUUAAAACUAAGAAUACUAGUCACUUUAUGACUUAUUGAUUUAAUAUCUAGUGUAAGUAUUUUAUUAAAUUGAUUUUUAUCUUCUGUAUAUUAGUUUUUAUUGAUAACUUGUAUGGUUCUAAAAUCGAAUAAGACUGAUGAGUGAUAUGUUAUAAUGGUAUGUAUAUACUAUCAUAAGCAGAAUGUUGACUAUAAUUACUUUAUAUAUGUUUUAUUUUAUUUUUUAUGGUGUACAUUCAGAUAAAAUAUUUUUAAUUUAGCUUAUUUUUGUCUAGCAGAGUAACUGAAAAUUAUUUUUGGUACAUAACAUACUAUAUAUUUUUAUUAUUAGUAACUUUCUGUGGAAUUGUUAUUUUCUAUUUUGUUAGUGAACUAUAUAUAAAGGGGAAAACAUAUUAAUAUCU